Messenger RNA from Arachis duranensis, 1936 nucleotides. RefSeq lists its product as uncharacterized. The transcript is spliced from 2 exons. The record is from RefSeq and is a predicted model, not a curated record. Lineage: Eukaryota; Viridiplantae; Streptophyta; Magnoliopsida; Fabales; Fabaceae. The coding region runs from base 843 to 1244 and encodes 133 amino acids.
UAUUGUUAGUUCCCUGUGUUCGUAGCAUUAGUUCUAGUUUUCCUGACUUCCUGACCUGGUAGCCUGACUUUGUGGUGCUCCCAUUGUAGGUAUGGCGUAACGUUCUCUUCUGAGAACACCCGUUGACAGAUAUACCUGGGUCACCUCGGAUGUGAAGGGUAUGCCUUCACAAAUGACAUUAGAGGAGCUCACGGAGUUCUGUCUUCGCGACUAGCUGUGCGGGGGUUGUGACAAGGAAGGACGCUACGAAGUAUUCAUCCCUGUCGAUCACGAACGCAUAUGCCAAAUCGACCUCAACACCCUAUGAAUUGCCGACUGGAUGUGGGUUUAUAAAGCGAUGUUCACCGUCUUGGGGGUUCGAAUCCCUUUCUCCUCUUUCUAGAUGGCCCUUUUAAAUCGGUGCGCGUGGCCCCGUCGCAGUUGUACUCGAACAGUUGGGCCGCAAUUUGGUGCUUUGAGAUGGUAUGUGAAUACCUGGACUUGCCGGCCUCCGUGGAGGUGUUUCUUUGGUUAUUUAUUUUAACAAAUCUUUCUAAAAAGGGGAGAUAUAAGAAUGGGUUUAUGUCAUUCCGAGCUGCCCAGGGCAGAUGGAUUUUCGGGACCUUCGAGGAUUCAUUUUAUGGUUUUAAGGACAAGUAAUUCAAAGUCCGACCUGCCGAAGGAGUGCAUCCUUUUUGGUUAACCUUGGGGGGUGAGCGGCGGAUCCCGACCUACUGGAGCUUCGGGGCCGGGUCCAUGCUUUUACAAAAGUAACCUACAAGGGCCUGACUCAGCGGGACAAGGACAUCGUUGAUGUGUUGCUGGCCAUCUUUAAUAAAAGUAAUCUCAACCCCCAUCUCUUAAUGGGUGAUCGAGAGACGGGUAGGAGCUAUGUAGUGAGCAUGGCUGCCGAGCGCAUUGGUCUUGAAGAUUUAAUGGCCCAAUUUCUCCCUAAGGCAAGCAAAGAUAGUUCUGCGACACAUUCUGUCGAGCACUCGACUUCCCCUAGUGCCGAGGUGCAUUCGGCUCUUCCUCCACCGAAAUCUGCCGGCCCAAUUGUUACGGCUGGUUCGAGCAGCAGUGGAGUGGUGCCUCUUGAGGCCGAGCCGGCUGGAAGGGGUUCUGAUGUUGCGAUUAUCGACAACCCUCGUAAGUGGAAGUCGGCCUUUAGUCCUGAGGGGUCACUCACUGUGAUGGAGAAGAAUUUUGACAUCGGGGGCUUCAUUGACUCGACUCGUGUCUGGUACCGACGAGUUCUUUCCUAAUGGGGAUUUUUGCGUUUAGGCUCGAUGGAUGUACCGAUGUAUGUUAAGGGCUGCAACAAUUGCUAGGAAAGCUGAGCGUAUCCCGACUUAAGCUAGGACGUUGGAUGGGAAGUACCGCCAAUCUGUUCGGGAGGUCGAGAGCUUGAGGUUAGAAGUUAAGACUUUAAAGGAGAAGUUAGCUGAUUCAGAUGGGAAGGUGAAGACCUCCGAUGAAGCGGUUGCCCGACUUACGGAGCUGGAGAUGACCCUGGAGUCCCAGCUCAAUGCCGCUCGCGGCGACACUUCUGCGGCCCAGGCUAAGGUUACGGCUUUGGAAGCCAAGCUUGUAUAGGUCGAGAAGUUGGCCAAGACUGCUAAGGAGGAGGCUGUCGGUCUGAAGGAAGAGGUUACCAAUUUGAAGAAGAAUAAGGAUACAGUGAAGAAGGCUAGGGAGGUGAUAAAUGGUACCAAUGAAGCGAUUAAAGGCCAAGUCAAACUGCUGUUUUCCGACUUUGACACUUCUGCAACUGGAGCGUUCAAGACUAUUUGGAAUGGUCAGAUUGUUGACAUCCUGAGAAAGUGAUGUAAUUUUAUUUGUUCGUCAUGUUAAACUAUGUAAUAGUCAGUGUAGAUCUUUUGAACUCAUGUAGUUUCUUUAACUGAUUCACCGUUUUGCUUAUUGGUAAUUGGUGGCUUGACUACCGUUUUUGUAA